AUGCCUGAAAAUGAACAUUAUUCAAAUCCAAUGGCUCCGGCCAAUUAUCGACCACAUGAUGAAGUAGAAUCAGGAAUGGGACAUCCAUUGACGAAUGAUGACUUUCGAAAGUUGUUAAUGACACCUGCAGCACCAGGUUCGUCGACAGCGCAACGCUACCAUGGUUCAUCAUCAUCCAGUCAACAGAAACCAACACCGAGUCAUAAAGAAGGUUCAAGUGAAGCAGGUGAUAAACGUAAAAAGAAGAAACAAUACUAUGCCAAAGUCAUUCGAGAAGAAAAAGCUCGCGAGGAAGAACGAGCGAAGAAAUAUCGUGAUCGAGCCCGUGAACGGCGAGAAAUCAGUACUGCUGAUGAUCAGUUGGAUAUAAGUGUAACUGCAAACCAACAAACUACAUCAACUGGCAAUUAUAAAUCAGUUGCACCGGAUGUUAAAGGCAAUUUUGAUGCUGCAGCUCGACGAAAACAACAGAUUGAUGAGUCGAAAUUUUUGGGUGGAGAUUUAGAACAUACACAUUUAGUCAAAGGUCUAGAUUAUGCCUUGUUACAAAAAGUAAGAGCUGAAAUUGGACAAGAAGAUCUUGAUAAUGAUCAAGCACAAGCCAAAGAUGAUGAUCAUAUUUUUGUUAUACCAUCAACUAAAAUUACGCCAAUUGGUUCUGGUAGUCAUCUUGAAAAGAAGAAGCCACCACCUCCAAGCGAACCUGCAGCACCUGUUCAUGCAGCACCAUUAACACCCGAAGAAGAAGAAGAAAAUCGUUUGGGUUUGAAAUCUCCUAUGGCAAAGAACAUUUUUCGCCUCUUAUUUCGUCCGCCACCGCGUCGUGUCAAUGAAUUGUUCUUACCUCAUCGAAUGGCGUACAUCAUCGAUUUAGAAAAUCCUAAUGAACAACAAGAUGAUGAAAAUGACAAAGGUACACAUGUCUUGGACGAUAUUCCAACAACAUUAAUACGAUCCAAAGCUGAUUGUCCUAAUGCAGAAACUUCAACUACAAUGAGUAAUAAUGAUAUUGUGAUCAAUAAAUUAACUCAAAUUCUCUCGUAUUUACGUCAUUCCAAACGAGAUUUGAAACGACAAAAGAAGAAAGGUACUGGAAUUUUUGCUGUCGGAUUCGAACCUGAAAUCAGUAUCAAACCAUCACAUGAAUCAGUGAAGGCAAUAACAAAUAAAGCCAAAGAUAUUAGCAUGUAUGAUAACAUUGGUGAUUAUAUUCCUGAUACUAAACGACGUUCAACAACGAAUGAUCGUCAAAAAAGUCAACAUGAACACGAAAAUCGCAAGAAGAAUUAUUUUCACACAGAUUCGAAAUUUGACGAUCGAAAUUCACAUAAUGAUGAACUUGCCCAAGACACAAGUAGCAGUGCUGAUGCAGUGAAAAACUUUAUUCGCAAUGUUCAUAACAAAUAUAGUGCUAAAAAUGAUGAUGAGAAAACUUCGUCGUCGAACUCCAACAAGAAAGCUAAAGGUGACUUUCAACUGAAAUUUAGCGAUGAUUCAUAUGCCGAAUGUUAUCCUGGAACAAUGGCUGAAGAAGACGUUAAUGUCGAUUCGGAUGAUGAACCAGAUUUCGAUAAAAUGGAUAUGGGCUCGAAGAAAGGUCCUGUCGGUCGAUGGGAUUUCGAUACAGCAGAAGAAUACUCGGAUUAUAUGGGUCAAAAGGAAGCAAUGCCUAAGGCUGCUUUUCAAUACGGUGUGAAAAUGAAUGAUGGAAGAAAAACCCGACGUGGCGCUGGACCGAAAGAUGAAAAACAGAAAGUAGAUCGUGAAUGGCAACAAAUAUCAAAGAUUAUCGAAAGCAAACGAAAAGGUGAUCCGACCGGUAGUAGUUCGCCGGAUCCAUCAGCCAGUAAACGAAGUAAAAUAGCUUGA
Adineta ricciae is the source of this 1869-nucleotide messenger RNA. The record is from the annotation of a GenBank genome assembly. Lineage: Eukaryota; Metazoa; Rotifera; Eurotatoria; Adinetida; Adinetidae.